GCCAUAUUGAGAGAGGGUCUACUCUAUGACAAACGAGAACAGGAAGAAAUAACCAGACUAGAAAAAUUAGAAUCAGGUGCCCGAGACACAUCAGACUUCCUUGAAUGGCAGAAGAAUAUGCGCCAGAAAGAUUUAGAGAAGGACUUGGCUGAAAUUGAGAGGCGAAGACUGGAGGGUAAAUUAAGUCAUGAAGAAGCCAUCCUUGCCAGGCAGAAUCUGAUAAAAGAUAACAAACAGAAAGUCACAGAUAUGAAAGAAGAAGCUAAAGAAAUGAUGCAGGAAUAUUUAAAGCAACGAUUGGAAGAAGAAAAAGAAAUGAGAAAACUGGUUGAAAACAUAUUGGAGGGCCACGAAAAUGCAAAAGAAUCUAAAAAACGAUUGCAGUCGUAUAAACAAAAAAUAGUCCAAGAGGUUAAUGAGGAGAGUCGUGAGCUGAUGCGUCAGGCCCUGGAGGAAGCUGAGCGUGAGAUGCAGCGCAAAGUGGAGCUGAUUCAACAGAUCCGGGCCAUGGAGAGUAUCCCUGUUGUCAGGUUUAAGAUGCUGGAUCUCACAAAUACUGCAGGACAUGGACUCCUUAGUGAGAUGUCUAUUGCUGAGCUCCAAGAGAGGAUGACACUGCUGAAUAUAGCUAAAAUUGAGGAAGAGGAGGAAAAACGAGAUGAGAUUCUUAAUGCUAAACAGGAGAAAGAUCAGAAACUUAUGGACACCUUGGACCAGAUCUCAAAGCACAGAGCUGAGCUGAGUAGGGCCCAGGCUAUGAAACUUGAGGAACG
Molecule: messenger RNA, 773 nt
Organism: Owenia fusiformis
Lineage: Eukaryota; Metazoa; Annelida; Polychaeta; Sabellida; Oweniidae
Source: the annotation of a GenBank genome assembly